Tigriopus californicus is the source of this 1752-nucleotide messenger RNA. Its product is annotated as ras-related protein Rab-38-like. The record is from RefSeq and is a predicted model, not a curated record. Gene Ontology annotation, molecular function: GTP binding; GTPase activity. Lineage: Eukaryota; Metazoa; Arthropoda; Copepoda; Harpacticoida; Harpacticidae.
AGCAUCUAAGAAAUUAAUUGUUCGAUCGUCGGAGAUAUGUUCAAACCAAAUGUGAUGGAUAAGAGUCUAAUCUUUGAAGGGACCAGAUUAUGUAAUGUGCUGGAAGCAGACCUGAACAGGUUGGACUCUUUUUGAAUCUAGACAACUAAAUCUGUAGAGCUCUGAAGAGAGAAAUGUAACCACUUUACUCACACAGGACCUAUCUGGCCAGCAAAUUAAGGGCGAACUUGAAGCCCGUUUUAUGAUGGCCCAGUUGAUGAAAAGCAUCAAAAUGUCUUCAAUCUUUGGGAGGCUAUGGAAACUAACCCGGGUUUGACACCUCACUGGCCAAAGUGCAGAUUUUAUAUCGAUUAAUAGAAAGAUAAGCUGAGGAGCGGAUGAAAUGCAGCUCCCGGGCAGAACACGUGUGCAACUGUGCAUGCACCUAAGUGUUGUAGUCUAAAUGAUCUCGGAAAAAUAGGCCCUCGUCAGAUCGGAGCUCACAUACAUACACACACAAGUUGAGCAAGUGUUCAAAGCCAGUCGAAACGAAGGCGAUCCUCUCAGAAGACACACAUUCCUCCACUCUCAUUAUCAGGGAUAUAGUAUAUGCCAAAAGAUCCGUCGUUGACGCAGUUCUUUCGAGGAAGGUAGUUUCAGAAUCUGAGCCUAACUCCAUGCCCGAGAUCCUAUGGCAUCGUGGUGGAAGUGGUGGGGGCUGUUUGGCGCUCAUUCCUACUCCCUCCUAGUCUUUUUCCCUCUUUCGCUAUCUCCAUUUCCACGAGCUUCUAGGAGUAGCAGAACUCAAAAAGUUCGACAAUCAGGUUUUGUGGUUCAGAUGUUCGACAACAUCAACGACGACGACGUCGACGACUUGGUGGGUUGUCUUGGACUUGACCCAACUUGUGAGUGAGUGACUUGCCCGAGUGAGUAAGUAAGUCUUAACUGGUGGGUGUUGUGUUAGUGGCAGGAUUAGAAUCCGUCCCCAUUAAUGAGUGCUGUUGUCAUUCCUGGAUUUCCGUGCUCAAGUCGCACAGGGGGUGAUGUUGAUGAGUGCCUUGAAAUCCGACUCGGGUGACAAGUGAUCGCCUUGCGCUACGCCUUUUUCACCAUGGAAGUGCGUCGAAGGCCCGUGAGUCUUCAUGUCGACUCGGACGGCAUGGUGAAUCCGUCUCCGCGACGGAUUGCAUUCGAAUCGCCUCAGUUCAAGAACCGCCAAGCUUCGCAACCCUCCUCCUUGGACCUCGAAACCAUGUUGAAGUUCCGUCGGAGGUGCCAUGGGGGCUCUGGUUGUGUUCGACCUAUCCAAUGCCCAGUCUUUCGAGGCUGUGGCCAAAUGGAAAGGCGACAUCGACAAGAAAUGCCUGUUGCCCGAUGGGCGGAGAAUCCCCACUAUUUUGAUCGGGAACAAGCGAGAUGUGGCCCGUGACAAGUGUUUGCCUUGUGAUCUGACCAUUUCCGAAUUCGCCACCGAGAAGGGAUUCGUACCCAAAUGGUACAAAACCAGCGCCAAAACGGGAGACGGUAUCGAGGAUGCGCUGAGGAUUCUGGUCAAGUACAUUAUGGCUAUGGACACGUGGAACCGUCCUCUUGCCGAUCCUGAUGAACAGGAUGUAUUUCAACCUCAGAAAACUAUUCGAUUAGAAGAAGACAUGGUGGAUGGUAAUCCAACGGUCCCGUCGUCCUCGUCUGAUCGGGAUCAAUCGACUAACGUCAAAGGCUGUGCUUGCUCUCUGUUAUAGUUUAGAAAAAUACACACUAUUAUAUUCCAGA